UUUUGUUUUGGUAAUUUUUUACCAUUUCUUACCUUUUUCUCUUCCAAAAUAUUUAAGCAAAUCAAACUUAAAAAAGGUAACCAAAGAUCAUGAGAGAUAUCUCAAAAGAAAAACAAUGAUGAAAGUUACAUAUUAUUCUCUCAUUAUUUCAUUUUUUUUAUAUAUAUACACAUUAGACUUUCUUUGUUUCUUUCUUUUUCUCUUUGUCUUUCAAUGAUGAAGUCUACAACUACAAGUACUCUUUUCUCAGAAAGACUUAAACACUACGAUAAAAGAGAGAAAUGGUCCAAGAUGGGAAAGAUUGUUCCUUUCUUGUUCACUUCUUUUGCUUUAAUCACUGUAUUAUUCAGUUUCUUCCUUCUCUUUUCUCCAAUCCCUUUUAAGGUCACAUCCAAACAAGGCCUUACUUCAGUCCAAAACCUUCAUGAACUUCAAGGCAACUUUCCCAAAACUGAUCAUUUUGAAGAAGUGGAGAAUUGUGAUUUGUUUACAGGUCACUGGAUUCCAGAACUGAAAGGCUCUGUUUAUACCAAUUCAAGUUGUACAACUAUUCCUGAUUCGAAGAAUUGUUUCAAACAUGGAAGACAAGAUGUGGAUUUUGUUAAUUGGAGAUGGAAACCUGAAAAUUGUGAGUUACCAAUGUUUGAUUCCAUGGCCUUUAUGGAGAUGGUUCGAGGCAAGAAAAUGGCCUUUAUUGGAGACUCAGUGGCUAGGAACCAUAUAGAGUCUCUGCUUUGUCUUUUAUCACAGGAGGAAAUUCCUUUGGAAAUUUACAAGGACACUGAAGAUCGGUUCAAGAAAUGGUACUUUCCUAAUCAUGAUUUCACCCUUAUGAUUUUGUGGACCAAGUUUCUCAUUGUAGGAGAAGAGAGAAUGGUCAAUGGAACUGGGACAAGCGCCUUCGAUCUCCAGCUUGACAAGGUUGAGAAUAGCUGGGCUGAUUUUCUUCCUGAAUUAGACUAUGCCAUAAUCUCUGAUGGACAUUGGUUCUUCCGAGUUAUGUAUCUUCACCAAGGCAAUAGCUUGACAGGUUGUGUCUACUGCAAUGAACCAAACAUCACAAAACACGACAUUAGCUUUGCAGUUCGAAUGGCAUUUAGAACAGCAUUUGAUCACAUAAACGCCUGCAAGAACUGCAACGGUCUUGUGACGCUGGUGAGGACAUUUGCACCAGCUCACUUCGAGAAUGGAUUUUGGAACACCGGAGGUUACUGUAACCGAACGAGUCCCCUGAGUAAAGAGGAGCUCGAUUUGGGGGUUUUCGAGUGGGAAAUGAGGAACAUUCAAGUGGAAGAGAUGGAAAGGGCUAGAGAAAUAGGAAAGAAGCAAGGAAAGAAGUUUGGAGUUGUGGAUGUGACUAGGGCUAUGCUUAUGAGACCAGAUGGGCAUCCUGGUUCUCAUUGGGGCAACAAAUGGAUGAAAGGUUACAAUGACUGUGUCCACUGGUGCAUGCCAGGUCCUGUGGAUCAUUGGAGCCAUUUUUUGAUGGCUGUUAUGAGGAAGGAAUUGGGUAUAUUUUCAUGAUACAAGAAUAGGGUUCUUAUUAGUUAAUAUAAAACUAUACACCAUACUGAUUUUACAAUCUAUUUAUUUGUGUCCAAUUUUCAUAAAUGGACAUAUAUAAUACUCUCAAUAAAAUUUAUUAUGGGGCAUGGUUACUGUUGCAAAUAAUACUGAAAAAUGAGUUUUACUUUA
This is a messenger RNA of Cannabis sativa, 1695 nucleotides long. RefSeq names its product xyloglucan O-acetyltransferase 4. The transcript has 3 exons. The record is from RefSeq and is a predicted model, not a curated record. Gene Ontology annotation, molecular function: O-acetyltransferase activity. NCBI's taxonomy places the organism in Eukaryota, Viridiplantae, Streptophyta, Magnoliopsida, Rosales, Cannabaceae. Gene Ontology annotation, cellular component: Golgi apparatus. Bases 214 to 1524 code for a protein of 436 amino acids.